AGUAUAUCUCAAACAUUUGUUCUGCUGCACUUAAAAUGGCUGAGAUUAUGGUCAUUUUUGACUUUGACUCAACAAUCAUUGAGUGUGACAGUGAUAAUUGGGUGCUUGAUGACACUGCUUUAACUGAAAAAUUCUACCAGCUUCUUCCUACCAUCCCUUGGAACCCUCUCAUGGAUAGAAUGAUGAAAGAGCUUCAUUCACAAGGAAAAACCAUUGAAGACAUUGUUGAAAUUCUGAAGAGGACACCAAUGCAUCCUUGCAUUGUUCCUGCUAUUGAGGCAGCUUAUUCCCUUGGGUGUGAUCUGAAGAUUGUGAGUGAUGCAAAUAGUUUCUUUAUUGAGACAAUUCUGCAGCAUCAUGGAGUGUGGAACUGUUUCUCAGAGAUGAUUUGCAACCCCAGCCAUGUGAAGGAAGGGAGCCUCAACAUUUGUCCAUACCAUGAUUAUCUAAAAUCUUGCCAUGGAUGCAAUCUUUGUCCUCCAAACAUGUGCAAGGGAUUGGUGAUAGAAAGGAUCCAAAAUUCCAUGGCAGAAGCAGGAAAGAAGAAAGUGAUCUAUAUUGGAGAUGGAAAUGGAGAUUUUUGCCCAAGUCUGAAGCUAAAAGAAAGUGACUUUUUGAUGCCAAGAACAGGUUUUCCACUGUGUGAUUUAGUUUCCAAAAAUUCCAAUCAGAUAAAAGCAGAAGUGCAUGGCUGGAGAGAUGGGAAAGAGCUUCAACAUGUUCUACUCAAUCUCAUCAACAAAGCUAUUGAAGAAGGAAACAACACCAUUAACAAUAAUACUCUUCAAACAAUCUCACUUGAUUGCAAGUUGCUGCAACCUCCAAUUCCAAUUGACACUCAUCAACCUCUGCCAAAAGCUCUCUCAGUUCCUCAGUAACUGAUCACAGCUAAAAUAUGCACCAAUGAUACUAUGAAGUUGGAUUCUCUACUGUGUUUUUUCUGUACCGGUCCUCUGUUGUGUUUUUAAAAUACAUUGAUGGACACUUAUUUCAAUGUUUUAAAAUAUAUUAAAAAGUUUUUUAAAGUAUCAACAUCAGUGUGUUCUAAAGACACAACAGAGGACAGCACCAGAAAAACUAGUAGAAAAUCUAGACUCACAUAAUAUCUAUGAAAAUUAGUGUGUCUCAGACCACUUAGUUGUUACUGAAGUGUUAAUUUGUUAGUAGAGGUGUCAUGGUGUUUUAGAAUUCAAGCUCUGAAAAAAAAUAAUAAAAAUGAGAGCCUAUAAACCAUUAUAGGGUGUUGUCGAGUUCUGCAUUAUUUUCAGUAAUGUUGUUGCAUUCUGAGGCAAUGUAUGAGAUGGUGUUUUGGUCCUUGACCAUGAUAAACUAUAUUUUAUUGAAUAAAAGUAUAAAGGGCAAAAGUAGUUAUUGUGGUGCA
Vigna unguiculata (cowpea) is the source of this 1381-nucleotide messenger RNA. RefSeq names its product inorganic pyrophosphatase 2-like. Lineage: Eukaryota; Viridiplantae; Streptophyta; Magnoliopsida; Fabales; Fabaceae. Gene Ontology annotation, molecular function: phosphatase activity. The record is from RefSeq and is a predicted model, not a curated record.